UGUGGAAUUAGACAAGAGAAAGAAUUCCCAGUGGCCAUGUCAGCCUCCAAUAUCACCUCAACUCAUCCGGCAGUCUUCUUUUUGAUGGGGAUCCCUGGCCUGGAGCACUUGCAUAUCUGGAUAUCCAUUCCCUUUUGCUCAGCCUAUACACUGGCCCUUCUUGGCAACUGCACCCUCCUCUUCAUCAUUCAGGCCGAUACAGCCCUCCACGAGCCCAUGUACUUCUUUCUGGCCAUGUUGGCAGCCAUCGACCUGGUCCUCUCAUCUACAGCACUUCCCAAAAUGCUGGCUGUUUUUUGGUUCAGACAUCGAGAGAUCAACUUCUAUGCCUGUCUGGUCCAGAUGUUCUUUCUCCACUCCUUCUCUAUCAUGGAGUCGGCAGUGCUGCUGGCCAUGGCCUUUGACCGCUAUGUGGCCAUCUGCAAGCCACUGCACUACACCACAGUCCUGACUGGGCCCCUUAUCACCAAGAUUGGCAUGGCUGCUGUGACUCGGGCUGUGACACUAGUGACUCCAGUCCCCUUUCUGCUCAGAUGCUUCCACUACUGCCGAGGCCCUGUGAUUGCCCACUGCUAUUGUGAGCACAUGGCCGUGGUGAGGCUGGCCUGUGGGGACACUCGCUUCAAUAGUAUCUAUGGCAUUGCUGUGGCCAUGUUUAUAGUGGUGUUGGACCUGCUGUUUGUUGUCCUGUCUUACGUCUUCAUCCUUCGUGCAGUUCUGCAGCUUGCCUCUCAGGAGGCCCGCUACAAGGCCUGUGGGACUUGUGUGUCCCACAUAGGUGCCAUUUUAGCCUUUUACACACCUGUGGUCAUCUCCUCGGUCAUGCACCGUGUAGCUCGCCGGGCUGCCCCACAUGUACACAUUCUCCUUGCCAAUUUCUAUCUGCUCUUCCCACCCAUGGUCAAUCCCUUCAUCUAUGGGGUCAAGACCAAGCAGAUUCGUGAGCGAGUCUUAGGACUAUUCCUGAGAAAGGAUGUGUAAGUGGACAGUGAGGGACAGGUGGAGAGAGAGUGGGACAGACUGAAUGCUGGAGUGGGGGUGAGGGGA
Molecule: messenger RNA, 1047 nt
Organism: Vicugna pacos (alpaca)
Lineage: Eukaryota; Metazoa; Chordata; Mammalia; Artiodactyla; Camelidae
Product: olfactory receptor 52K2
Biological process (GO): G protein-coupled receptor signaling pathway
Cellular component (GO): plasma membrane
Molecular function (GO): G protein-coupled receptor activity; olfactory receptor activity
Source: RefSeq, a predicted model, not a curated record